AUGAAAUUAUAAACAAGCAGUAGUUAAGAAUAUUUGAGUUCUAGACCAUUUGAGACUAAACAAUCAAAGAAUAUAUUCACUAUAAAUGAUUCUAGAUAUAAGCAUAUCAAAAACUUAGAAAAAAAGAACAAAUAGUUAACAAAUAAAUUAGUCGAUCUGCAAACUGAUUUGGCAUAAAUAGACGAAUUCAAAAUAGCUAUAUCUCUUGACAGGCCUCCAAUGAAAAAUUCAAGAGCUUUGUUUUUUAGCACCAACGAUGUUAAGAAGGGGAAGUUACAAAUAGAGCCUUAAGAAAUUAAUGAUGAUUUUCAUCAGAGGAGAAUCGAGAUUAUGAAGGCGCAACUAUUAAAAUAACAAAGGUAUAUAAAACGACUUACUACGAUUUUACAAACUACAAGGAAAUUCUAUGAAGAUCUUAGAGAAUACAUGUAAUAUUUUUCUUCGGUGUUGAGGUAAUCUGCUUAAGGUAAUGAUUACUAUAUAGUUGAGCAAAAGGAGACUAUAACAUCCUAGUAAGUCAUUCAGUCACCGACUAAUAAGGAAGUGGCAAACCAAAACGAAGAAUUAAAGCAACAAAAAAAUUAGAUCUAAAAGAAGGUUUAGUUUACUCUGGAUGACUCUUUUGAUAGAUAAUAGGCUCAAAGCAAAAUACAGAGAAUCACAAAGGAUAAGGAGUUUAUAGAGGUGGCAGAAAAGUAGCAAUAAUACAUUUCACUAAAAAAUUUGUUAUAAUAAUUCAAAAGUAAUGAAGACAGGGAAAACUUCAUAUCAACAUUCACAUUAGCUUAUCAAAAGAUCAUAGAUUUUGAGAGGGGCAAUCAAGAUUACAGAAAUCUAUUGGAAGUGCAAUAACAAGGUAAGAAUAGAAAGGUAUUUUACAAACAUCCGAUGAGAUCUCUUAUUCAAAGGUACGGUUAAUUUUUUCCUGUUAAGAGUAUUUACACUGCAUUUCCGAUGAAGGAUCGAGAGAGACUGGAUCAUUUUUUAAUAUCUCUCGAAGGCAUGAGUUCUCAGAUUUAGAGAGAUUUAUAAAAAGUGGAUGCAUUCUGGUUGUUUAAAUCGAACCCAUUCUUUUUUAAAUCAAAUGAUUAUCGAUAAUCUAUAGAACUACCUGUAUAAAUAUUGGAAGAGCCAUAAUUGUUUGAUGAAUUCUUGGCAGAGCCUGAGAAGCAUCGAGUUAUCAAUUUAGAUUAGACUAUGUUGUCAAAUUUAGAAAAGGAUCUCUUGCAAUUAAUGGAUAGUUUGAUGGAGAUGUAGAAGAAAUUUUAGAGUGAAUGCAAUGAUUUAUAAUUUUUACAAAAACCUUAGAUUACAAGGAUCUCUGAUUAGUUAAGGAAAUCUUUGGAAAGUUUGGUUUGUUUGUCCAGUAUGAUUGGCAAUAAUAAUUUACAGACGAUAAACAAAAUGUAUGUGAUUGGUUAGAAGGAUGCUUACUUAUAUUAACAUUAAAUUUUUAGUUAGAAUGAUUUCGAUUCAAAAUACCAGAUGCUGGAAUUGUUAUUAAGUGAUCUUUGUUCUCUGGUGUAGGUGAAUGAAAUGAUAAUUGUGAAGAAGGCCUUAAUGAUGUUAAAGAGUAUUAAGAACAUCUACGAAAUCUAAAAGAUGAUAACAACAAUUCGAGAAUCUGAGAUAACACUAUUGAAACAGAAACUAGAUUUGCUGUUGUAGGAUUAUUCUGGUGUGAAUGCCUUUAUAACAAGUGCAGAGCAGUAAGUAAAGGGAUUCUUCAACGCAAUAGGUAAUAAAUUCGCUUAGGUGAACAAUGUAUGCAAUGUGUUUUUGGAGAGUGAGAAGAUUGUGGAUUCAUAAUUUAGAAAGCAGUUUGGAUAGAAUCUAAAGAAAUAACUUAAAGAUAUUACGGAUUAUAUUGCAGGUCUUACUUCAAUAGAAAGGAAUGACAAUUGCAUCAACAUAAAAUAGUUACAACAGGAAUUCGAUAAGAAAGUGAGUACGUUUUAUGUGAAGAGUGAACAAUUGCAAAGAAUGAAUGAACAAAUAUCCAAGAGAUUGCAAUUAGCUUGA
Paramecium tetraurelia is the source of this 2022-nucleotide messenger RNA. RefSeq lists its product as uncharacterized. The record is from RefSeq and is a predicted model, not a curated record. NCBI's taxonomy places the organism in Eukaryota, Ciliophora, Oligohymenophorea, Peniculida, Parameciidae. The transcript is spliced from 2 exons.